AAUACGCACAGACACUUGCCCCAAGAGUCUCCCUAACUACAUAAUAAAACAACAGCAGCUACAAUCCAAACAACAUGUCGAGCGGAGGAUGCAAGGUCUGGGCCGACUGCAGCUGUGGGUCGUCGUGCUCUUGCGGUGACGCAUGCACGUGCGGAUCCGUGAAGCAGACCAAGUCCGCGACUUCUCGCAGCGCCGGCGACUGCCCCUGCGGGGACAACUGCAACUGCGGAUCCUCGUGCAAGUGCACCUCGGGAGGAACCUGCGGCUGCGGCUGCAAGUAGUAACCGCGAUGCUUUCCUGAACGGACGGGUGCUUCACUUCGAACAGAAACUCCUAUAACGUCCGGGUUAGUUGUAAGAAAAACUUGGACGCUCGGGGUCUGACCCUAACCUAAAACCCUACCUCUCAUACGCUGGUGGUGCUUCAUAUGGACCAGAAGUUGGCGGCGAUUGAGCGACUACGUGUUGGAUGCUAUCGUGGGCGGGUGUCUUAUUUGUACUGGAAAAAAUGAACAGCCCUGUAGACAUUAGAAGUAGGUGGUAGGAGGGGCUGAGGGGGUUCCGCAGUCGGAACCCGUGGCAUUAUCAGACACCGAAUGGGCAUUUCGGGGGGUGGAAACGCACGACAAAACGAGGCUAUAUUUCGAUGUAGUUAUAGAAGGGACCCGCUUGUGUGGAUCCGCUUCGGUUAUUCGUCGCGCGCUUGUGCGUGUGGGUUGUGUAGAGAAGGGGGGGGCAUUCCGAUGCGUCCAUAUCCGCAUGCGGGGACUGGGGAUCGGGGCUCACCAUGUUUGUCAAAUGCACCCCCUGUGCACAGCCCCGUUUUUAUGUGAACAAAGGAAGGACUAUGUACCGUUGUGGAUGUAAUCGACGUUUGGCAAGGAGAAGGAGGAAAAGUUCAUUUGAUUAUUCCAAGAAAUAGUCCAAGGGCGGGCGAGGUAUAUGAGAGCAAGCAACGGGGUAGAGUGAGCAAAGGCCUGUUCAAACCCUUGCGGUCUUGUCCUUUGCUCAAAGUGUCGUGCGUUGUGCGCAGCUUAGUCUUCAACAACGCUACAAUAGUUUGUCGAUCACAUUGGUGGGAGUGGGUGCGAGUAGAAAUUGUGCUGCCUACACCACCACCGGGCGCCCCGGUGGUCUAGUGGCUAGCCUCGUAAAGCUACUAAUAGAAGAAGCUUCACUUCAGUUCGAUUCUCCCUGUCGUGAAAAAAUAACACGUUUUGAUGUUUGCGGUGUAAAACGAUCUUCUUCUUGUAAAUCGUGGGAACGAGCUGCUUCGGUUGAAGUAUCGUUCUGCAAGAGGAGAUUUGUUUGGCUCACGGACGAAGACCCCGGUCGGCAGAGCGACCAGACGCAACGGGGAAAGACCGGCAUUGUCGCGAACGUCGUAAAUGGCGAACUCACGAUUGAUGAACGCCGACCAUGGAAUGUAGCACUGUUUGCACGAACGGUGGCACGUAGUUCGCGUUCUUCUCGCCUAUUCUGGCACCACUACACACCUUUCGGUGCAUGUGUGUUUGACGUACCAGGCGGGUUCAAACAGAAGAUCCCUUAGCAGUGUUUCUUAUUCGUUUCUAUGGGUUCCAACAGCAAAACGAGGACAACAUGUAUGCAUAGUAUGUCUUGUUGUCUUUUC
Molecule: messenger RNA, 1632 nt
Organism: Ectocarpus siliculosus
Lineage: Eukaryota; Phaeophyceae; Ectocarpales; Ectocarpaceae
Source: the annotation of a GenBank genome assembly